Molecule: messenger RNA, 12530 nt
Organism: Amphiprion ocellaris (clown anemonefish)
Lineage: Eukaryota; Metazoa; Chordata; Actinopteri; Pomacentridae
Product: glutathione S-transferase C-terminal domain-containing protein-like
Exons: 6
Coding region: 28-630 (200 amino acids)
Source: RefSeq, a predicted model, not a curated record
UCUUUCCCUUUUUUUUUUGCAGGGAAAAUGUCAAAUAUCCGUGCCGUCAGGAAGAUGCAACAGCUGAAUAACUUGGUUGCCAUGGUUGCAGAGCUAGCCAGGCCAGGAUACACCAUUGUGGAUUUCUGCAGUGGAACGGGCCACGUAGGGAUCGUUCUGGCUCACACACUUCCAGAUUGCCAGGUCAUCCUCAUAGAGAACAAAGAAGAGUCCUUAGUGAGGGCUCAGAGUCGCAGCACUCAGCUCGGUCUGAAAAACAUUGGCUUCAUUCAGGCUAAUUUGGAUUACUUCACUGGACCGUUUCAGAUUGGGGUUGCCCUCCACGCAUGUGGCGUUGCAACAGAUAUGGUGAUGGAGCACUGUAUCCAGGCAGGAGCUGCCUUUGUCAUUAGUCCUUGUUGCUACGGCUUCAUCCAGAACGCCGUCAAGUUCAAGUUUCCCAAGAGCAAACAGUUCGAAGAGACUCUGACAUACAAGGAACACAUGAUCCUGUGUCGCUUCGCAGACCAAACUGCCAUCCAGCUCCCCCCUGAGAGGCGACUCAUUGGUACUGUUUACAAUUUUCUCCCUGUACUUGAACAGUCACAGACACAUACAAUGCCAUGCAAACAUUUUAGGCUCUGUAAUUAAAAUGAGUGUUAUUACUAUUCAGUCAUCAUUUGUCAAUUAGCUUCAUCCAACGUGCAGUAAAGAGAAAAAAAAACUAAUUGAAUCAAUAUCUGGCGUGACUACCGUUUGCCUUUUUAAAUCAGCCCCAAUUCUCCUUGGUACACUUGGCACAGUUUGUCAGAGUACUUGGCAGGUAGGUUGCUGCAAGCAUCUUCGAGGGCGUAUCAUCUGAUGCAGGACCGCCUAUCCUGCUUGUCACAGAAGAUUAUUUUUCAUGACUAGACUUGGGGUCGAUGUCAUGGCUGCAGCGUGAAAUUGUGAAUUUGAGACCAAUCUGACGCCUCCCUGAUGUUAUUGCGUGAUGGAUAAGAAUCUAUACUCCUUUAACGCCUAAAGCUUUUGCACACCAUUGUGCUGAAAUGUAUCAAGUACAUAUUUUUAGAAUGACUCCUGGUAGCUUGCCAGACUAGAACCAUGGUUCCACUUUGAUUUCCGAUUAUCAUGUAGGGCUGAACACCAGCAUGUUUUUAUUAAAUUUUUUUGGACACAUAAAUCAUAUCUAUAUAGAGUAUACAACCGAAGUCUAGUGCAAAAUCACUUGAAUAUGAUAUAAUUCCAAAUUGCAUCACUUCUCAAUAAUCAUUUUUAGUAAGUCACUUUAGGGUUGGGGUUAGUUAUAUACACUACUGUUCAAAAGUUUGAGGUCACACACACAAUUUCAUGUUUUCCAUGAAAACUCUCACUUUAAUUCACGUGCUAACAUAUUUGCACAACGAUUUUCUAGUCAUCAAUUAGUCUUUUAACAUGACUAGCUAACACAAUGUAGCAUUACAACACAGGAGUGAUGGUUGCUUUCCUUUCAGAAAUAAGGACAUUUCUAAGUGACCCCAAACUUUUGAACGGUAGUGUAUGUGUCUUGAAUCAUCAGGGAUAAUAUUAAGUGAUUAAAGUUGAACUACCAGUGGAUAAACAUGUGGUUCAUGGAUAAGCCUAAGUUUGAAUUUUAUGGUCCCAUUUUGACCUGAAUUUAACCUUUGAAACAAGGAUUAAAGCUAUUUUUUUACUUGGAGGUGGUGGAACAAGCUGUAAACAUGCCAUUUUACGAACUUGGGGGUGUUUAAACUUCCAGUGUAUAUUAACAUCCAUUUGUAUUUCUGAGUCUUUUAGCUAUGUUUUGGUCUCCACCAACUCCUGUCAGAAAUAUGUGGCUCCUAAUGCUCCAUAACAGUCACCAGUAUUUGCUAAACUGGGUCAAUAGGGGCACUGAGAGUCAAAACAGUAAACCAGGGCAAAGUAUAAUUCAAACAGUUGCAAAAGCAUUUCAUACAACUGGAACGAAGUACCAUUGUGAAGAUAAAUGUACACUACCGUUUAAAAGUUUGGGCUCACCCAGAGAAUUUCAUGUUUUCCAUGAAAACUCACACGUUUAUGCAUGUGCUAACAUAAUUGCACAAAGGCUUUCUAAUCGUCAAUUAGCCUUUCAACACCAUUAGCUAACACAAUGUAGCAUUAGAACACAGGAGUGAUGGUUGCUGGAAAUGUUCCUCUGUACCCCUAUGGAGAUAUUCCAUUAAAAAUCAGCUGUUUCCUGCUAGAAUAGUCAUUUACCACAUUACCAGUGUCUAGACUGUAUUUCUGAUUAAUGUUAUCUUCAUUGAGAAAAACUGCUUUUCUUUCAAAAAUAAAGACGUUUCUAAGUGACUCCAAACUUUUGAACGAUAGUGUAUAUAUAAAAAAUACAAGCCACAAGGUAGAAACUCAAUGCAACAAAAGUGAAGACACUUGUCACCAUUGAAACGCAGGUUAGAAGGCCUGUUAUCUCUGAAAGAAAAUUGAGUCCACGGUUAUUUUCCAAUCAGCGUAACUCCAUGAACAUUGUUAUGAAAUUACCUGUGAGCAGCAGAACUUUCUCAGUUUUCGGAACUAUGGGCAUUGUUGAUAUUCAUGUCUGCAUCAUGGUGCUUCACGGAAAAUAACUGACAGAGGAACUAAAAAAUCUGAUUGUGAGACCUUCAAAGAUGGAAAAUAAUACAGGAAGAUUGAUCACCCACUAAAAACACAGUUGCAGCAGUAAUCAUGUGGUGUAGAACAAGCUGUGGUACCGCUAAUUGAAGCCACAGCAUCUGUCCACUUAAAAUGACACCAUGGACAGUGCACCACUCACACAGUCUAGCUCUGAAUAACAGGCAGGGAAAUGCUUCAGGGAUUGACAGUGAAGAACACUGUGUAAAAUCAUCAUUAAUGAAAUUCUCAGGGCGACGUUGAACAACAACACUCCUGUUACAAAGAUUAAACCUUGCUUAAACUGACAUGACAUGAAAGGACAUAAAAGGAACCCCGAUUACUAUUUAAAGCACGUGCUUUGCUCAGAUUAUGGUCAACAUGGCUUUGCUCGGCUCUGAUGAGUUGCGGCAUGUUUGUUAUGAACCUGGCCAGGACUACCACAAUGAAUGCAUAGUCCAGACAGUGAAGAACAGUGGUGGGAGUGUGAUGACAAGAGGCUGAAUGAGUGCAAAAGGUGCUGGGAAGAUGGCAUUUAUAGAUGGCACCAUGAAUUGUUCCGGAUAUACCAAAAUACUGUCAAGAAAACUCCCAGUCUGCAGCAGUUUGGCAGAGGAGGAAUGUUCCAGCUGUGAUCCAGAGCUGACUGCCAAAAUCACAGAAGAGUGUCUAAAGAAGGAAAAUGUGAAAACUAUAAGCUGGCCAAGUAUGUUGUCUGAUUUUAAUCCAAUAGAAGACCUUUAGAGAGUGAGGUAGUGCAACACAGCCCCUCCAGCGAAAAGCUGCUAAAUAAAAAAUGUCUCUGAAGAACAGCAGAACAUCUGUCUAGAAAUGUCUGGCCACUGGUAUCUUCCAUGCCAACUAGGAUCAAGUCUGUUGUCAAAAAUACAAUGGUACAUCCAUCCAUCCAUUUUCUGUACACCACUUUAGCCUCAUUAGGGUCGUGGAGGGCUGGAGUCUAUCCCAGCUGACUUAUGGUGAAGGCAGGGGACACCUGGACAGGUCACCAGUCUAUCACAGGACUACAUAUAGAGACAAACAAUCACACUCACAUUCACACCUACAGACAGUUUAGAGUUACCAAUUAACCUCAGCAUGUUUUUGGACUGUGGGAGCAGGAGUACCCGAAGAGAACAUGCAAACUCCAUGCAGAAAGAUCCCGGGAAGGCCGGGACGCGAACCAGGAUCUUCUCGCUGCAAGGAGAAAGCUACCACGACCAAGCUACUGUGCAUCCCAUGGUACAUGCAAAGUAUUGAAAAAAUAUAGGAUCUCAAUCUCUGUUAUGAAAGGUUUACUGACAUUUGUUGCGCUGAGUUUCUGCUGUGUGGCCUGUAUUUUUAAUUUACUAAACCUAAACAGUCUGUUUUUAAUUAUACAUGGAGCAAAUACCGUAAUGUUCAACCAACUAAUUGAAUGAAUGCAAUUACUGUAAGGUCAAACAGCUUCGAACUGAUGGAUAUUAAAGUAAGUAGAGGUUUGCUGAGUUCUGUUGUCUGCUGUUGCUGUUAACGUGCUGAAACUGUGAAUGUGUUUUAUGAAGUUUGUUUUACACUGUAACAUAUCCGCCGCUGUUGUAGUUUUUCAAAAGGCCUGGACUUUUGAGAACAGUGAAAAAAUGUUAAUGUGGGGAUUUCUACACGGCGACAAAACAGCUGCGGUGAACAGCUGCCAGAUCAGUGUUGUCGGAUUGUGAGGGAAGUGUUUUAUCAGACUGAAACCUCUGGGCCUGUGCUGGAGCUUCUCCGUACAGUGUUUCAUUAUAGUGAGGACUCUCUUCACCCUGAUAGCUCUCCAGCUUAUCAAAGCUUCCCCGCAAAACUGAGAAGGCUCCCCAAUGCCUCGUCAGUCUGAAGCCCUUUCAUAUGUACCUGACACCACCUGUCACACUUGUUUCUGCUCCAUAUCAGUGAACAGAGCUCAACCUCUCCCACUAACAUUUUCUAACCAUGUUUGAUCUCAUCUCUCCUGAGCCUGCUAGCAAGUCUGCGACCGUCUAAGCAGCAUGGCAGACCAAAGCUCGCAUUUAGUGUGUCUGCCACCUGCUACCAAACUGCUUAACUGCCUAAUGCGUUUGAAGUCUGUGUUUAAAGGAAAUCCUAAGAGAGAAGCGUGAUAAUCUUUGUGGGGUUGUUGAUGGAAAAAGUGUCUGGUGGGUAAUAGGGCGCUGAUACACAAAAGCGUGGAAUGUAUAGGAAAAUAACAUCGACGACGCGCAAACCGGUACAGUGUCAUCACAAUAUAUGCUGCUGAAUUAGAGCAUGACUGAGAUGCUGUUCUGCUGAGACAUGUCAGCAGAACCAGCAUACGCAGAUGGGUGACAAAUUAAAUGAAAAUCCGUCGCUAUGGUCAGAAGUUGACAGAACGGCUUCAGUGCUUCGCUGCUUCCAUUCUCCAAAUCUCAGUAACUCCACUGGAGGGUUGAAUGCAUUUCUUCCAAAAGAUGUUCCCUUAUUUGGUGCUUUGAUGAUAGUGGUUUACUCAUAGAGAGAGACUAUCAGUCCAAACUCUGACUGUGAAGGAUCAUUAUCAGGAUUCAGAUCAUUUUUAUACUCCUCAAACCACACGCUGAUCCCUGCUGCCCCGUUGAUGGGGACUUCGUCAUCCUGAAAGAAACUCAUGUCGGGAUGGAAAUGUUUCCUCGACAGACGGAGUCACUUUUCCGUCAGUGAAACAAACCAUGGUGGGAUGUUAUUUAUGACAUGUGGGGAAGCAUCUGUAAAUAUAGUAAAUGUUCUUCAACUACUUUACAGAAUUCUGAUUGCUGCCAAGUCCGAAAAAGUAAAAUACACUUCUUUUUUAUUCUCCAUUUUUAUGUUUUGUUUUAUGUUUUUUUUCUUAUUUCCAAACAAUAAUUCACUGCUACAGUUGCUGUCAGCUUUGAUAUUAAGUUAAAGAUUGAAAGUUUAGCAUUCAAUGUUAAAAUAUCUUAAAGUUUAAGGAAUCUUUGUCUAUCAGAGUUGCCAGUAAUGAUUAUUUAGUUUAUCGCUUAAUCAGCCUAUUAUUUUCCUCAUUCAUCAUUUUAUUUUUUAUGUAAAAUAGAAGAAAUUUCCUGCUGAGAUGUUUGAAAAACAUCCCAAAACCCAAACACAUUCAGUCUGUCAGAUAUGACCAAGAAAAGCAGCAAAACAUCACAUUUCCUAAGCUUUAACGCUCCUAAGCUGUUAUGUCCGUCCUCGUGGUUAGACCGAGCCAAUCCGGCGCCGACUCAUCAACGUGACGUCCAAUCCUGGCAGUGGUGCGGCGCAGCUGCAUUUACAUAUUGGAUUAGCUAAAUACAGACACACAGAGCGCAGAAAAAUACAACCUCAUACGACCGCAGUCUUAACACCCCCUUCCCCAAGAAUUAAAUACCCCCCUAAGGUAUUUAAUUCAUAUAGGACCUAGACAAAGUGUCAGCCAAUACAUUUUCACUGCCCUUCUUAUGUAAAAUCUGCAAAUUAAAAUCCUGCAACAAAAGAGACCAACGCAUGAGCCUCUGGUUGGAAUUUCUCAUCCUAGAGAGAAACACUAGAGGAUUGUGGUCCGUAAAAACCUGAACUGUUUGUGAGCUAGAACCUAGAUAAACUUGGAAGUUCUGCAGGGCGAGCAGCAAGGCCAGUGCUUCCUUUUCUAUGGUGCUAUAAUGUACCUGAUGCUUGUUGAACUUUUUAGAAAAGUAGCAGAUGGGAUGGUCGAGUUUCUGGUCGUCUUCCUGCAGGAGAACAGCGCCUGCGCCCCACACACUAGCAUCCACCUCCAACUUAAAAGGACGCGCAAAGUCGGGCGCAGCAAGAACAGGAGCGCUACAUAACAGAGCUUUGGCUGACUCAAAAGCAGCUUGACAAGCGGGGGUCCACACAAAAUUUCUUAACGGACUAACUAGGGCAGUAAGAGGAGCGACAACCUCCGAAAAAUUUCUGCAGAAUCCUCGAUAAUACCCACACGUACCAAGAAAACGGCGCAACGCUCGUUUUGACUGAGGAACAGGGAACUCUACUACAGCCUGCACCUUGGCUGUUACUGGACGAACCUGGCCCUGACCCACCUGUUUCCCCAGAUAAGUCACAGUUCCUUUCCCAAAUUCACAUUUUGUGAGGUUAAGAGUGAGAGAUGCCUCUCCUAAACGACUACCGUAUUUUCGCGACCAUAAGGCGCACUUAAAAGCCUUAAAUUUUCUCCAAAAAGGACGGAGCGCCUUAUAAUACGGUGCGCCUUAUGUGUGCACCGAGUUCCAACAUCUGUAAAUGUUACUGUGUGACUUUGAUUUACGCUCCGCUUGACUGACUGAGAGCAUUUCCUGCCGACACGCUGCUUAUAUAGAGAAAAGGAGGACGUGACAGAGGAGAGUAUGAGAACGUUAAAGGGGGAAGUGUGGGCGUGAAAGAAGACGCUAAAGGCACGCCCCCAGUUGGUAUAUAGUGCCGGUAUUUGCAUUAUGCAAAACAACAUGGGUUUGGCGUCACCGUCCCUGUUGAUCUGUGACUCCAUGCGCGUCCAUCUCACAGCCGCUGUGAAAAACCAAGUGCAGCAAAUGAACUCGGAGCUUGCUAUCAUUCCGGGAGGCUUGACGAAGGAACUCCAACCGCUGGACAGCGGUGUAAACAGGGCGUUCAAAGUGAAGUUGCGAACGGCGUGGGAGCGAUGGAUGACAGAUGGCGAACACAGUUUUACUAAGACUGGGAGGCAGCGCCGGGCGAGUUACGCCACAAUUUGUGAAUGGAUUGCGGAUGCUUGGGCUAACGUGUCUGCUUGCACUGUUGUUCGAGCUCUCGCAAAAGCCGCCAUCAUUUAUGAGGAGCCGCACGGCAACGAGACUGACUCUGACAAUGACGAGCGGGAACCUGGCGUGUUCCAUGGAGAACUAGCCCAGCUGUUCAUUUCGUGGUAGACCGAGCCAAUCCGGCGCCGACUCAUCAACGUGACGUCCAAUCCGGGCAGUGGUGCGGCGCAGCCGUAUUUACAUAUUGGAUUAGCUCAAUACAGACACACAGAGCGCAAGAAAAAAACAACCUCAUACGACCGCAGUUGUAACAACAUUGCAGAUUAAUACUGAAGACAUCAAAACUGUAAAAAUAUACAUAUGGAAUUAUGGUGUAAACAAAAAAUUGUUAAUCUUCAGUAUUAAUUUACAAUGUAAAAAAUAAUACAAAUAAAUAAAAAAAAAACAUGGAAUGAGAAGGUGCAUCCGAACUUUUGACUGGUGGUGUAUGUUAAAGACAAAUAUCUGCAGUAAAUAUCAAAACCAGGUUGGUUUUACUCAUAUACACUAAACUGCUCUAUAUAUUAAAAGAGAUUUUAUUCUAUACUACUGUUCAAAAGUUUGGGGUCACCCACACAGUUGCAUGUUUUCCAUGAAAACUCACACUUUCAUUCAUGUGCUAACAUAAUUGCACAAGGGUUUUCUAAUCAUCAAUUAGCCUUUCAACACCAUUAGCUAACACAAUGUAGCAUUAGAACACAGGAGUGAUGGUUGCUGGAAAUGUUCCUCUGUACCUCUAUGGAGAUAUUCCAUUAAAAAUCAGCCGUUUCCAGCUAGAAUAGUCAUUUACCACAUUAACAAUGUCUAGACUGUAUUUCUGAUUAAUUUAAUGUUAACUUCAAUGAAAAAAUGGUUUUCUUUCCAAAAAAUAAGGACAUUUCUAAAUGACCCCAAACUUUUGAACAGUAGUGUAGUUCGGAUGUAACUAUAUCAAAUAUCAAAUAUUUGUAGAAAAAAGGUUGCACAGAUAAUUAAAGAAAUGAUAAUAUAAAAACAAUAAAGUGUGUUUGUAUAGAAUUUUUUGAAGCCAAUGCUACAAAUUGCUUAACCAAAGAACUAAGUGGUAAAAGCCUAUAGAUUCAAGAAUAAAAUAAACAGCACAUAAACUAGACUCAAAGUACAAACUGAAAUAUGCAGCAUAGAAAAUCUAAUAGGGUUUUGAUCAUACAACACACAAAUGAUUCACGUUGUAAUUGCAAAAAAUAAAUAAUUUUAAAGAUGGGAUUUAGGGCCUAGACAAAGUGUCAGCCAAUACAUUUUCACUACCCUUCUUAUGUAAAAUCUGCAAAUUAAAAUCCUGCAACAAAAGAGACCAACGCAUGAGCCUCUGGUUGGAAUUUCUCAUCCUAGAGAGAAACACUAGAGGAUUGUGGUCCGUAAAAACCUGAACUGUUUGUGAGCUAGAACCUAGAUAAACUUGGAAGUUCUGCAGGGCGAGCAGCAAGGCCAGUGCUUCCUUUUCUAUGGUGCUAUAAUGUACCUGAUGCUUGUUGAACUUUUUAGAAAAGUAGCAGAUGGGAUGGUCGAGUUUCUGGUCGUCUUCCUGCAGGAGAACAGCGCCUGCGCCCCACACACUAGCAUCCACCUCCAACUUAAAAGGACGCGCAAAGUCGGGCGCAGCAAGAACAGGAGCGCUACAUAACAGAGCUUUGGCUGACUCAAAAGCAGCUUGACAAGCGGGGGUCCACACAAAAUUUCUUAACGGACUAACUAGGGCAGUAAGAGGAGCGACAACCUCCGAAAAAUUUCUGCAGAAUCCUCGAUAAUACCCACACAUACCAAGAAAACGGCGCAACGCUCGUUUUGACUGAGGAACAGGGAACUCUACUACAGCCUGCACCUUGGCUGUUACUGGACGAACCUGGCCCUGACCCACCUGUUUCCCCAGAUAAGUCACAGUUCCUUUCCCAAAUUCACAUUUUGUGAGGUUAAGAGUGAGAGAUGCCUCUCCUAAACGACUACCGUAUUUUCGCGACCAUAAGGCGCACUUAAAAGCCUUAAAUUUUCUCCAAAAUGGACGGAGCGCCUUAUAAUACGGUGCGCCUUAUGUGUGCACCGAGUUCCAACAUCUGUAAAUGUUACUGUGUGACUUUGAUUUACGCUCCGCUUGACUGACUGAGAGCAUUUCCUGCCGACACGCUGCUUAUAUAGAGAAAAGGAGGACGUGACAGAGGAGAGUAUGAGAACGUUAAAGGGGGAAGUGUGGGCGUGAAAGAAGACGCUAAAGGCACGCCCCCAGUUGGUAUAUAGUGCCGGUAUUUGCAUUAUGCAAAACAACAUGGGUUUGGCGUCACCGUCCCUGUUGAUCUGUGACUCCAUGCGCGUCCAUCUCACAGCCGCUGUGAAAAACCAAGUGCAGCAAAUGAACUCGGAGCUUGCUAUCAUUCCGGGAGGCUUGACGAAGGAACUCCAACCGCUGGACAGCGGUGUAAACAGGGCGUUCAAAGUGAAGUUGCGAACGGCGUGGGAGCGAUGGAUGACAGAUGGCGAACACAGUUUUACUAAGACUGGGAGGCAGCGCCGGGCGAGUUACGCCACAAUUUGUGAAUGGAUUGCGGAUGCUUGGGCUAACGUGUCUGCUUGCACUGUUGUUCGAGCUCUCGCAAAAGCCGGCAUCAUUUAUGAGGAGCCGCACGGCAACGAGACUGACUCUGACAAUGACGAGCGGGAACCUGGCGUGUUCCAUGGAGAACUAGCCCAGCUGUUCAUUUCGUGGUAGACCGAGCCAAUCCGGCGCCGACUCAUCAACGUGACGUCCAAUCCGGGCAGUGGUGCGGCGCAGCCGUAUUUACAUAUUGGAUUAGCUCAAUACAGACACACAGAGCGCAAGAAAAAAACAACCUCAUACGACCGCAGUUGUAACAACAUUGCAGAUUAAUACUGAAGACAUCAAAACUGUAAAAAUAUACAUAUGGAAUUAUGGUGUAAACAAAAAAUUGUUAAUCUUCAGUAUUAAUUUACAAUGUAAAAAAUAAUACAAAUAAAUAAAAAAAAACAUGGAAUGAGAAGGUGCAUCCGAACUUUUGACUGGUGGUGUAUGUUAAAGACAAAUAUCUGCAGUAAAUAUCAAAACUAGGUUGGUUUUACUCAUAUACACUAAACUGCUCCAUACAUUAAAAGAGAUUUUAUUCUAUACUACUGUUCAAAAGUUUGGGGUCACCCACACAGUUGCAUGUUUUCCAUGAAAACUCACACUUUCAUUCAUGUGCUAACAUAAUUGCACAAGGGUUUUCUAAUCAUCAAUUAGCCUUUCAACACCAUUAGCUAACACAAUGUACCAUUAGAACACAGGAGUGAUGGUUGCUGGAAAUGUUCCUCUGUACCUCUAUGGAGAUAUUCCAUUAAAAAUCAGCCGUUUCCAGCUAGAAUAGUCAUUUACCACAUUAACAAUGUCUAGACUGUAUUUCUGAUUAAUUUAAUGUUAACUUCAAUGAAAAAAUGGUUUUCUUUCCAAAAAAUAAGGACAUUUCUAAAUGACCCCAAACUUUUGAACAGUAGUGUAGUUCGGAUGUAACUAUAUCAAAUAUCAAAUAUUUGUAGAAAAAAGGUUGCACAGAUAAUUAAAGAAAUGAUAAUAUAAAAACAAUAAAGUGUGUUUGUAUAGAAUUUUUUGAAGCCAAUGCUACAAAUUGCUUAACCAAAGAACUAAGUGGUAAAAGCCUAUAGAUUCAAGAAUAAAAUAAACAGCACAUAAACUAGACUCAAAGUACAAACUGAAAUAUGCAGCAUAGAAAAUCUAAUAGGGUUUUGAUCAUACAACACACAAAUGAUUCACGUUGUAAUUGCAAAAAAUAAAUAAUUUUAAAGAUGGGAUUUAGGGCCUAGACAAAGUGUCAGCCAAUACAUUUUCACUACCCUUCUUAUGUAAAAUCUGCAAAUUAAAAUCCUGCAACAAAAGAGACCAACGCAUGAGCCUCUGGUUGGAAUUUCUCAUCCUAGAGAGAAACACUAGAGGAUUGUGGUCCGUAAAAACCUGAACUGUUUGUGAGCUAGAACCUAGAUAAACUUGGAAGUUCUGCAGGGCGAGCAGCAAGGCCAGUGCUUCCUUUUCUAUGGUGCUAUAAUGUACCUGAUGUUUGUUGAACUUUUUAGAAAAGUAGCAGAUGGGAUGGUCGAGUUUCUGGUCGUCUUCCUGCAGGAGAACAGCGCCUGCGCCCCACACACUAGCAUCCACCUCCAACUUAAAAGGACGCGCAAAGUCGGGCGCAGCAAGAACAGGAGCGCUACAUAACAGAGCUUUGGCUGACUCAAAAGCAGCUUGACAAGCGGGGGUCCACACAAAAUUUCUUAACGGACUAACUAGGGCAGUAAGAGGAGCGACAACCUCCGAAAAAUUUCUGCAGAAUCCUCGAUAAUACCCACACAUACCAAGAAAACGGCGCAACGCUCGUUUUGACUGAGGAACAGGGAACUCUACUACAGCCUGCACCUUGGCUGUUACUGGACGAACCUGGCCCUGACCCACCUGUUUCCCCAGAUAAGUCACAGUUCCUUUCCCAAAUUCACAUUUUGUGAGGUUAAGAGUGAGAGAUGCCUCUCCUAAACGACUACCGUAUUUUCGCGACCAUAAGGCGCACUUAAAAGCCUUAAAUUUUCUCCAAAAAGGACGGAGCGCCUUAUAAUACGGUGCGCCUUAUGUGUGCACCGAGUUCCAACAUCUGUAAAUGUUACUGUGUGACUUUGAUUAACGUUCCGCUUGACUGACUGAGAGCAUUUCCUGCCGACACGCUGCUUAUAUAGAGAAAAGAAGGACGUGACAGAGGACAGCAUGAGAACGUUAAAGGGGGAAGUGUGGGCGUGAAAGAAGACGCUAAAGGCACGCCCCCAGUUGGUAUAUAGUGCCGGUAUUUGCAUUAUGCAAAACAACAUGGGUUUGGCGUCACCGUCCCUGUUGAUCUGUGACUCCAUGCGCGUCCAUCUCACAGCCGCUGUGAAAAACCAAGUGCAGCAAAUGAACUCGGAGCUUGCUAUCAUUCCGGGAGGCUUGACGAAGGAACUCCAACCGCUGGACAUCGGUGUAAACAGGGCGUUCAAAGUGAAGUUGCGAACGGCGUGGGAGCGAUGGAUGACAGAUGGCGAACACAGUUUUACUAAGACUGGGAGGCAGCGCCGGGCGAGUUACGCCACAAUUUGUGAAUGGAUUGCGGAUGCUUGGGCUAACGUGUCUGCUUGCACUGUUGU